Molecule: messenger RNA, 1785 nt
Organism: Candidozyma auris
Lineage: Eukaryota; Fungi; Ascomycota; Pichiomycetes; Serinales; Metschnikowiaceae
Exons: 1
Coding region: 1-1785 (594 amino acids)
Biological process (GO): amino acid transmembrane transport
Cellular component (GO): vacuolar membrane
Molecular function (GO): amino acid transmembrane transporter activity
Source: RefSeq, a predicted model, not a curated record
AUGUCAGACUCAGACUCGGAAAUCACCGGCCUUCUCACAGAUCGAAGCAGACGGACAUCGAUCCUCGAUCAGCCCAUUGGUCUGUUUCGUGGCCCCAACUCUUUGCACAACUUUGCAUCAUCGUUCACCAGAGCGCAAUCGUUUGCUGCCCACAAGAUAGAUGCGCAGAUCCUGAAGAAGAGGUCGUUUUUUGCUGGCCCACAUGAUGAUGAUGAAAGUGGGUACGGUAGUACUGACGAUGAGCUCUUUGAUCCUGAGAUGAUGGCCCCUGCUCAACGAGGAGAGCGCUUGAGCACGGUACUCCAUGAAUUGCGUGGCACGGGUGGGUUUGGCGCCGCUGGGCCUUCGCCAUACAAUGAGGUUUUCUACCAGGACGACAUCAAUAGCCUUCUCCAGGCAUCAAGGUCUCGUCAUGGGUCUUUGUCUCAACAGGAUUUGGUUCCUCUCUCCAAACAAAGAAGUAAUGCUGCCCUCUCUUUUGCAUCUCAUAAGCUGACUCGCUCAUGGGCCACGACUACGUCAUACUUUGGCUUGAAGAAAAUCGAAGAUAAGGAUGGAAACCUCGUAACGGUCAUUGCUGGCCAAUCCACAGGGCCCCAGACCAUCUUGAACUCUGUCAAUUGUCUCAUAGGCGUCGGUUUGUUGGCAUUACCUGUUGGUUUAUCGAAGGGAGGAUUGGUUUUGGCAAUUCCCAUCUUGCUCUUAUGCUGCGGAACUACGUGUUGGACAGCAACGUUGAUAUCUAAGUCCAUGGAUACCGACCAGACAUUGAUGACGUACGCAGAUCUUGGAUAUGCGUCAUAUGGCUCAACAGCAAAGCUUCUUAUUUCAUUCAUAUUCAUAAUUGACUUGCUCGGAAGUGGUGUCUCUUUGAUACUUCUAUUCAGCGAUUCGUUGUAUUCUAUUUUGGGCAACGACGCGAUAGGUUGGACAAAAACAAGCUUCAAGCUCGUUGCGUUAGUGGUACUUACCCCAUUUACUUUUAUGCCACUCCCUAUCUUGUCCAUCUUUCUGUUGUUCGGCAUCAUGUCAACAUUCUCCAUAAUCGUACUUGUUGCUCUUUGCGGCUUUCUCAAAGACGCUUCCCCGGGCUCCUUGAUUCAUGUUAUGCCCACAAACUUGUGGCCCAGAUCCGUGCCAGACGUUUUUUUGUCGAUCGGUAUCAUCAUGGCACCCUUCGGCGGGCAUGCGAUAUUUCCUAACUUGAAGCUGGACAUGAGGCACCCCCACAAAUUCACAAAGACCUUGAUGACAACUUACACUAUUACAUGUAUCGCAGACUCUUCGAUGGCUAUCAUAGGAUUCUUGAUGUUUGGAAAGCUCUGCAAGAAUGAGGUAACAAGUAACCUCCUCGACACAGCGGGUUACCCAAGUUGGGUGUAUCCUCUCAUUAGCGGGCUAAUUUGCUUGAUUCCUUUGGCAAAAACCCCACUCAAUGCAAGGCCAAUAAUAUCCAUUUUAGAUGAGGUGUUCAGACUCAAUAAUUUGAAAGAGGGGGAAUCCCUAAUCUGGAGUUAUGGAAAGAGCUUACUCAGAUUACUUGUCAGGAUUGGAGUGAAUGUGGCUUUUGUCAUCCUCGCCAUCUUGAUGCCAGAAUUUGACAGGAUUAUCGGCAUGUUGGGAUCAUCCAUUUGCUUCCUUGUUUGCGUGAUCUUGCCUUGCUUAUUCUACUUAAAAUUGUGCAAGCAUAAGAUUCGUCCAGUGGAACGACUCUUUAUUCGCUUCGUCAUAUUUUUUUCUUCAAUAAUUGCUCUAACAUCGACUUACGUGACCAUUGCUCACUAA